Paramuricea clavata is the source of this 364-nucleotide messenger RNA. The record is from the annotation of a GenBank genome assembly. NCBI's taxonomy places the organism in Eukaryota, Metazoa, Cnidaria, Anthozoa, Malacalcyonacea, Plexauridae.
CUUCCCUAAGGGUGAUGACCUUUUGCGAGUCAUACGAGGUUAUGAAGAGACAUGGAGCUUUCCCAUGUGUGCGGGCGCACUAGAUGGAACUCACAUACCGAUACUGGCACCUAACAAAAAUCACACAGAUUAUGUCAACCGUAAGGGGUUUUAUAGCGUCCUUGUGAAGGCUGUGGUAGAUUGUAAUUAUAUAUUCAGGGACGUAGUUAUCGGUUGGCCAGGAAGCGUACAUGAUGCGCGGGUUUUCUCCGACUCAGCCACUUUUGCAAAAGGAAGGGAUAACUGUCUUUUCCCAGAUGAUCUCAAUAGGGAACCCAGCCUAUCCGCUGUUUUCAUGGUGUUAAAGGGCUACCCUAGGAACGAG